Messenger RNA from Symbiodinium sp. CCMP2592, 498 nucleotides. The record is from the annotation of a GenBank genome assembly. Lineage: Eukaryota; Dinophyceae; Suessiales; Symbiodiniaceae.
AUGACACCCGUCGGAACCCAGGUACUCCAGUGGGUCGACAUCCCGCGCUGUGGUACGCCAGCAGCCGCCUACCUGCAGACCCAUGUGCAGGACCAGAAGCUUGCGCUGCUGGACGUGGUGCAGGAGGAUGACUUAUGGUUCGACCUGAGGGACAAAGCAUUCCAGUGGCCCGGCAUCCCGCACUAUGGCACACCAGCAGCAGCCGCCGUGUACCCGCAGCCCUAUGUGCAGGACCAGAAGCCUGGGCUGCUUGGUCUGGACGUCGUGCAGGAGGAUGACUUAUGGUUCGACCUGAGGGACAAAGUGGUGCAGAAUUCUCAACACUCUACAGCUUUCAGUCAAGCUGCCGUUGUCAAAAGCCACAGGCUUCAGGCAAUGCCACGCCGACCGAUCGAUGCAAGUCCAACGGUGCCAACAUCCCAUAUCAUGGAUGCGCCUCCGCCGGCCCCAAUGCUGCGGGCCCCUCUACAGCCAUGGAUGGCCGGCAGCUUCAUGUGA